Molecule: messenger RNA, 906 nt
Organism: Didymodactylos carnosus
Lineage: Eukaryota; Metazoa; Rotifera; Eurotatoria; Philodinida; Philodinidae
Source: the annotation of a GenBank genome assembly
AUGACAGGCAUGGGUAAUUUUAACAGAAUGUCUUUAUUAAUGAGUAUUAGUGAAAUUACACCUCAAAUUUAUAUAUCUGGUCAAAUGGCUGCAACUCCAGAUCAAAUUAGCCGAUUAAGUAUCACAUACAUAAUUAACGUUGCUGUUGAGUCGUCUUCUAUUAUCUACCCAAAACAUGUUAAAUUAGAAAAAUAUGACAUUCUUGACUAUCCGACAGCGCCGAUAAGCAAUUAUUUUAAUGUUUUAACCGAUAAAAUUCAUCAACAUUUAUCCUCUAAUAAACAAAAUAAAGUAUUAAUUCAUUGUAUGGCUGGUAUUUCUAGAAUUGUUCAAACAAGUUUCGGUCAUAUACCUGAUGUAACGUUAAAUGAAAUAAAAGAAUUAAAAGGUCAACAAUCAGUAACGACAACACCAUUUUUUCCUCUGCAACCAAACGUCAACGCUAAUGUAGAUAUACCAUUUACACAAACACUACCACGAGCAAGCGGACGAGAAAUGACACUGAGCACUGGUACAUUGAGAUCACGAUCAUUAGCGGGUAACCGUCAGAUGUUACCAGCUCCAUCAACAGUAUCAUCACUCGUCAAUAGCCGUGCAAAUGACAAUGCAUAUCCAGUAUUUGCGACAAAACCAUCUGCUUUUUUGACACCAACAGCAACACGAUACGGUGUUGGUACACGUUCAAAUCCACCACCUUCCUUGCCAGCGUCUUCAUCACAAUCUACAUUACCAUUGCAGUAUUAUGUUACUAAUCGUCCUUUCGCAACCUCGUCAAAUAUGAAAACAAUCGGGACAAAUCGUCAACUAAACAAUAAUUUUUCCUUAUCAACAGCAACAAACCCUGACGCAAAACCUCACUAUGAAACAACCUAUCGCGCCAGUUUUAUCAAGCCGUUAAAUCCAUAA